AGAGAGAGACGAAAGAGAUUUAAAAGGACGGGGAUAAAGACUUUGACAACGAAGUAGGAUCCGAAUUGAUCGGAGGGGUUGUGUUGUGUUGUGUGUUGGGUGCAGUUAUCAAAAUCUUUUUCUGUCUCUCUCUCUCUUCAUUUUUGGUUGGAACCCCUCUUCUUUUUGUCUCUCUCUCUUUUCUUUUGUUUCUCAUCAUCAUAUCUCAAUUCUCAACGAGUUUUAAAGGACAAAGGAAACCACAACCAACAACACCAGACGUAGGAGAAGCUAGCCAAGAGAGAGGAAUCAUAGUUCCUUUUCUGGGAACGACGGUUCCUCCUUUAUGCUACCUUCACCACCUCUUUCUUCAUACCAUACCCCCCCUCAGGUGCUUUUCUUCAAAUUGAGGUGGUGCGUGGCAGACAAAGCUAUGUGAUCGAUCACCUUGAUGGCUUCCAUGUAUAAUCAAUCGUAGGUGUUUCAUUGUCUAGAUAUGUAUACAUGUAUAACAGUAUAUGUGCUUGCUGUUGCACGUUUUAAUUGAUUAUUUGGUGAUCUAAUUUCUUCUCAGGGGGGGAUUAAUCAUAGACACACUGCUUAAUCAAUAUUUUUUGUGGAGAUAUACAUCAUAAGGAAGAAAAAAUGUUGACCGGAUUAAUGAAGAAGAUCGCAUCCACCACAAUGGGGAGCUGUGCCUCAAAUCCAAGCAGAAAGAGCAGUGGUCAGAAAAGAAGAAAACAAAAGUCUGGGAAACGCAGAGGAAACGGCCUUCCCUCUGCACUUCCUGAAUUGCCUUUGAAAAGGGUUAGCAAUGCCGGAAGCCGUGUGGGAGACUUCUCUCUCAGUAACUUUGUUCACCUGGACUUUGAGAAUAAUGGUGCUUCAGCCCCCUCCUGCAGAAGAUCAGAGGUUUCAAACAUGAAGUUUCAUCUCACACAAUACCAUAGUCAUAGUCAAAUUGAUGCAAAUGGAAAAUACCAAGAAGAAGCAUGGUUUGACUCAGUUAGCAUUAUAGAAUCUGAUUCAGAUGAUGAAUUCAGCAGUGUGCAUGGAGAUUGUUUUCCCUUUCCCAACAAUGCUAUGGGAAGUGUCCCAAAUACUCAGUUACUCCAGUAUGAAAGUGCAUCCUGCAUUGUAGAUUCAGUGCAUAAGUAUGAGGAGUUUUAUGAAAGUUACCUCAAAAUAGAUGGUGGAAACUGUAAGAGUGGGGAGAGAACUCAAGAAAGCAGCUCAAAACAAUCAACAGUUAUCAUGCUUUCUGUAAAAAGGACUUCAAUUGAUGGACAUGACAAGACUGAAUCAUGUUCAUCAGAGAAAUUUCUUUACCGUCCUGCGGCGGGGCUUCAAAUUCCAGUUUCUAUUCAAGAAAAGCCAUUACCUAGCACAUGGUCUGCGAUUUCGCCUUCAGUGUUCAAUCUUCGCGGUGAAAAUUUUUUCAGAGAUAAGCAGAAGUGCCCUGCUCCAGAAUCCUGCCCUUACAUACCAAUAGGUGUUGAUUUAUUUGCCUGUCCUAAGAAGAUAAGUCACAUAGCUAAGCAUCUUGAACUUCCACUUGUCAAAGAAAAUGAGAGUUUACCUUCCCUCCUCAUUGUUAAUAUACAGUUGCCAACAUAUGCUGCUAGCGUGUUCCUUGGUGAUGCCAAUGGGGAAGGCUUGAGUCUUGUACUAUAUUUUAAAUUGUCUGAGAAUUUUGAGAAAGAGAUCUCACCAAAUUUUAUGGGGAUGAUCAAGAGAUUAAUAGAUGACGAGACAGAAAAGGUGAAAGGGUAUACAAAGGAAAGCCUGGUUCCCUAUAGGGAGAGACUAAAAAUUUUGGCUGGAGUAGUUAAUCCAGAGGACCUUAAUCUGUAUUCUGCCGAGAAGAAGCUUAUAAAUGCCUACAAUGGCAAGCCAGUUUUGUCACGUCCUCAACACGAGUUCUAUAAGGGACCUAACUACUUUGAAAUAGAUCUGGAUAUACAUCGCUUUAGCUAUAUAUCAAGGAAAGGACUUGAUUCACUUCGAGACCGUGUAAAGCAUGGAAUACUUGAUGUUGGCCUAACUAUCCAGGCACAAAAGCAAGAGGAACUUCCAGAGGAAGUGUUGUGCUGCUUAAGAUUGAAUAAAAUUGAUUUUGUUAACCAUGGCCAAAUUCCUACACUUAUGACUCUUGACGAUAACUCGGGCGUGCAUUAGUUGAUCGACGGGGAGAGCAGAAAAGAAAAGAGAAGAGAUUCAUUGAUAUUUAUGAAAGAAUGGGGUGCCAAAUCUAUUUAAUAAAACGAGGGAAAAGAAAAAGAAAAAAGAGAAGCAAAUUUGAAGAAAUUUGAGGCUUCUCUGAUAUGCAAAAUUGUUUUUUUUUAUUAUUUAUGAGAUGAUGUAAUUAAAGUCCUAUAUGUUACUUUACAUGACAAUUUUCUUCCUCCUUGUGUUGUCAAGAUGACUAAUUGAAAAGGUGACAAUUGUAAAAGAGACAUCUUGGAUUAUUAAAGAAAAAAUUAUAGAUUA
Molecule: messenger RNA, 2469 nt
Organism: Glycine soja
Lineage: Eukaryota; Viridiplantae; Streptophyta; Magnoliopsida; Fabales; Fabaceae
Exons: 11
Coding region: 625-2157 (510 amino acids)
Source: RefSeq, a predicted model, not a curated record